GCCCGAGUUGUUUUGUCUGUGUGUGCUCGGCCAGCCAUUGAGUUCUAAAGCAGCCAGCGCAGUGUUGUUUGUUGACUUCGAGUUGUAUCACCCCACCUCGUCCCUGUGUAUGUGCAGUGUGUUGUUGUGUUGUACGAGAAAACCGUUUUUCUGAAAGCCACUCGUCUCACUUUCGUUCAGUUUGCUCCAUUCGACAACUCUUGUUCUAACCAGAAAAACAUUUUCACAGCUAUAAAAUGGAUUCACUUCGAGAACAAGUGAUGAUCAACCAGUUCGUCCUCGCUGCCGGAUGCGCCCGGGAACAGGCUAGACAACUGUUACAAGCAGCACACUGGCAAUUCGAGACGGCCUUAAGUAUUUUCUUCCAAGAAGUCAGUGUGGCCAACUGCGGAGGAGGCGGCCAUGCCCAUCACCUCCAUUACAAUCAGUUAUGUACGCCAGCCAAUACGCCAGCGACACCCCCGAAUUUCCCUGACGCCCUGGCCGCCUUUGCCAAACUCUCAGCUUCAGAUAAAUACGGUACCUCGCCAGGGAUCUAUUCGACAUCACCGAACCCGACAGCGGCCUACCUCACCUCCCAGCACAUGCACGGCUACGGUGCCCAACAGAUGCCUCUGCAGCCCCAACAGCAUCAACAGCAAGCCGGCCAUCGGUCGACUUAGAUGUGACCGUCUAUAUUUUGUCUUUCUUCUUUUUGUUUUCAUUGGUUGGCAUGUCCACUAAAAACCACCACCCACACACAGACAUUAUACACCUCAUUAUUGCAAAAAAAGAGUUUCAAAGGAGCAAAAGUAGCAAGACGACUAGUUUUGAUUUUGACAACAGUUAAUAUUUACCUCUAUCCACCACCCCCAACCCCCAAAAACCCUCCUCACUCUCUCCCAGAUCUUCGGGCAUAAAUUUGGCAGAUAGACAAAACAAAAAAGGAAAAGACAUCGAGAAGCCAAACUAAUCAUUCGCGAUGGGACAAGGAAGAAGAUAAAUCCUCUUCGAUCUCAUUCCCCCCCCACUACACUUUAUUUCUCUCUCUCUCUCUUAAUUCUUGUGUAACUAUAUAUAAUAAUAAUAACUAGGCGCUGGAAAACAAAAACCAACCUCACACACACACAUGAUGUUGCUGUUGUUGUCGUUGUUGCACUUUUGCUGUCAACUUCACAAUCCUCACACCGAAAGAAACACUUGUAGUAACCCCCCCACCAUCCCGACAUUUCACGCGCGCUGGAUCGUGUCUCUUUUUGUUUUCCUCUUUAGUUUCUCGUAUGUAAAUGUUAAAAAAAAAAAAAUACCUUUUUUUUCUUGUGUGUUAAAACGAUCUAGCAAAAAUUCGGAUCCAUUUUGGUUCAUUUCUCCUCGUCCUAAUUUAAAAAAUUUUAAAAAGAGAAAAUUGGAAAAAAAAGAGUAUGCGAAUUUUGGUUUGUUUUUUGAAACAAGAGAAAAGAGAGACACGAGAGAAGAAAUUUACCUGGUAGUCUUCAAAUUUUGUUGUGGUUAAUUAUAUAAAUUUGUGUGUCAAUUGUAGGCCUGUUUUCUUGAAAGGGGGAAAUGCAUGGCGUCUUGAUUUUCUUUGA
This is a messenger RNA of Daphnia pulex (common water flea), 1568 nucleotides long. Its product is annotated as UBA-like domain-containing protein 1. Gene Ontology annotation, molecular function: protein binding. The transcript is spliced from 4 exons. The coding region runs from base 237 to 662 and encodes 141 amino acids. The record is from RefSeq and is a predicted model, not a curated record. NCBI's taxonomy places the organism in Eukaryota, Metazoa, Arthropoda, Branchiopoda, Diplostraca, Daphniidae.